UAGAAUAAAGCAACCGUGUCCCAGUGUUUCCAGUCGAUGUACGAGUAGCCUCUUGAUGGAAAUCCGUGAUAUUUCUCAAUUAACUUAACUGUUUGUGUAUCAUGUACAGGAGUCUAAAACUGUUUUUUUAAUUUCGUCUCUGCAUUACAUCAUGGAAACGUUUAUUUUUGGUAAAUGAAGGGUUUUGUUACGACGCGUUCGUCGAGUUGGUAAUCGGUGUUCUGUUGAUAAGCCUGUGUGUGACUGGCUAGCAGCUAGCUAGUUACGCAGUAGCAGUUUCGCGUCGGGCAGCUAGUAAAACAUUGGACCAAUGCCUUAGAAAACAUUUUUUUCUUCGCCUUCCUCAAGUAAUAUGAAUGUUCGCCGGUGAUUCCAAUGGACGCUGUUCAUUAGAAUAAUUGCGAAACACCGAUGUUAGCGUUAGACAUCUUAUUAUUUCCAGCGGCCACAUUUUCCGUUUUUGGUCGAGCUAGCUAACUAGCUAGCGUCGCUAGCGUAGCCAGCGUAGCUGCUAGUUAGCCAAACUGAAGAUAGUCUGAUAGCAACGCCUAUGAUGGCACAGCCGGGGAGCGACUCGGCAAAGGAAGCCUAGACUCUGCAUGGCGACGGACUGGCAUCAGUGGGAGUGAGCAGCCAAUCAGCCAAGGCCACCGGUAGCAACAUGGCGUCCCGUCAGAGGAACUCGGUGCGGAUCCUGUCGAGCCGGGAGCGAGGCUCCCAGACCUUCGGCUCACAGAGGCUCCUGCAGCUGCUGGUGGAGGAGAAAGUCCGCUGGAUGAAGUGGCAGAGUCAGAAAGUGGAGCUGCCGGACAGCCCUCGGUCCACCUUCCUGCUGGCUUUCAGCCCCGACAGGACCCUCAUGGCUUCUACACACGUCAACCACAACAUUUACAUAACGGAGGUGAAGACUGGAAAGUGCCUACAUUCCUUAGUGGGCCACCGUAGAACCCCCUGGUGUGUGACCUUUCACCCCACAAUCCCCGGCCUGGUGGCCUCCGGGUGCCUUGAUGGCGAAGUCCGCAUCUGGGACCUGCAUGGCGGCAGUGAGAGUUGGUUUACAGAGAGCAACGUUGCCAUUGCAUCGCUGGCCUUCCACCCGACUGCUCAGCUCCUCCUGAUCGCCACCAACAACGAGCUCCACUUCUGGGACUGGAGCCGCCCGGAGCCCUUCGCCGUGGUCAAGACGGGCAGUGACACGGAGAGAGUCCGGUUGGUGAGGUUUGACCCUCUUGGCCACAACCUUCUGACGGCGAUAGUGAAUCCAUCCAAUCAGCAGAAUGAGGAGGACUCUGAGGUUCCGAUGGACAGCGUUGAGAUGCCUCACUUCCGCCAGCGCUCCUUCCUGCCUUCCCAGCCGGUUCGCCGCACGCCCAUCCUCCACAACUUCCUCCACAUCUUGUCGUCUCGCUCUCCGGGGGCUCAGGCGGGAGGCGAGCAGCCGCGCCCCCUCAGUGAAAAUGGAAGCAAUGUCGGAGAACCUCCCAGCAUGCCUCUGGCACAGUACCCCAGUUCUGAACGUGGCCCUCCUUUCCCGGGCUGCACCCAGCACCUGGGCAUGGUUUGUCUGUGUAGUCGUUGCUCUAUCAAUCGAAACCCAUCGCUGGCGGCCAGUGCGACCCCGUCUGAUCCCAGGGUGUCAUCAGACGCUCCCCAGCCUCCCCCAGCUUCCACUUUCUCCUCAGCCCGUACGGAGCCCAGACAGCCCUCAGAACGACCCUCUGCCUUUACCUCAGUCUACUACAGCGCCGGCACUUCAAUUAAUCCUUCUGCACCAAGCAGCGUCGAGCCGCACUCCGCCUCCAGGCCAGGACCGGACUGGACUCGCAACUUGCUAAGUAUGAGGGAGGGUGGUGUCGGUCCAGUUAUGCUCCCUCCCCGAACCUCCUCUUCCUCCAUCAGCCUGCUUUCAGUGCUCCGUCAGCAGGACGGCUCCUCUCAGUCCCCUGUCUACACCUCUGCCUCUGAAGGACGAGGUUUCCCCCACCAAGGGGAGGCGGGGGCCCGAGAUGGUGCUGGUACAAGCAGCGGCCAUCAUCCUUUCUGGGAUGGCUCCCGCAGCAACACGGCAUCCUUCCGCAAUGUUCUGCAGUGCAACCUGAGCCGUUACUUCAUGGAGUUUGAUCGCAUGCAGGACCUGGAGCCACCAUUAGGGGGCAGCAUGACUGAUGGAAGUCAGGAACAGAGCCAAGAGUUGCUGAAUAAUAACAUGGACCCAGAAAGACCUGGGCCUUCAGCUAACACCACCUCCUCCCCUACCAUCAUCCACUACCAGCCUCCACUCCCUCCUCCUCCUGCCUCCCACAGCCUGGACAACAACGUUCCUCCCGUGGCCUCCCGGGGACACCUGAACCGCUGCCGGGCCUGCCACAACCUGCUGACCUUCAACCAUGACUCUCAGCGCUGGGAACGUACCAACCAGGCCUCGUCAACCUCCGCCUCCCCUCUGGAGCCCUCCGCCUCUUCUGCCUCCUUCCCUUCUUCUUCUUCUCCAUGGCAGCCUGAUGAGGGCAGGAGGACACUAGAAGCUCAACCCCAAGAGAGGAGGGGUCCUCCAGACCCCAGCGAGCAGCCACCCCCUCCUGGGGGUGGAGGAGGAGCAGCAGCAGCAACAGUGGCCUUCCCGAUAGCCCCAACCCCCAGCCAGCCUGGAGAGCAGACAGUGGGUCUGGUGUACAACCAGGACACAGCACAGUGGGAGAGGGUGUACCGGCAGGCCGCUGCUGCUGCUGGCAGAUCGGCAGAGCCACCGGAGGCCUUAAGCCAAGAAAUGCCCGUUGACCCCCCAGACGAGGACUCCCUCAGGAGGCGACUGUUGGAAUCGUCUCUGUUAUCAUUGUCUCGCUAUGACAUGUCCGGAUCAAGAGACCAUCCCAUUUACCCCGAUCCUGCCAGGCUUUCCCCAGCUGCUUACUACGCCCAGAGAAUGAUCCAGUAUCUGUCACGGCGGGACAGCAUUCGCCAGCGUUCGCUUCGCUACCAGCAGAACCGCCUGCGGGCCAUGUCGUCCUCCUCCGACAGCCCUACCAGCAACCCGUCCAGCUCCAUGGACAACAGCGAUGUGGAUUUUGAGGAGCUGGAUGACAGUGGAGACAGAGCGAGGCACAGGACACCUCGUAACGCCCGGAUGUCUGCACCCUCUCUGGGUCGCUUUGUCCCGCGACGUUUCCUCCUCCCUGAGUACCUGCCCUAUGCUGGGAUCUUCCAUGAAAGAGGGCAACCUGGCCUGGCCACACACUCCUCUGUCAACCGAGUACUCGCCGGUGCAUCAAUCGGGGACGGUCAGUCUGCCGUCGCCAGCAACAUCGCCAACACCACCUACCGUCUGCAGUGGUGGGACUUCACCAAAUUUGACCUGCCUGAGAUCAGCAACGCCUCAGUCAAUGUCCUGGUGCCAAACUGUAAGAUCUACAACGAUGCGAGUUGCGACAUCUCUGCAGACGGUCAGCUGCUGGCGGUCUUCAUCCCCAGCAGCCAGCGGGGUUUCCCUGACGAGGGCAUCCUGGCCAUCUACUCUCUGGCUCCCCACAACCUGGGAGAGAUGCUCUACACCAAGAGAUUCGGUCCGAAUGCCAUCUCUGUCAGCUUGUCCCCGAUGGGCUGCUAUGUGAUGGUCGGCCUGGCCUCUCGCAGGAUCCUGCUGCAUCCUACCACCGACCACAUGGUGGCACAAGUCUUCCGCCUGCAGCAGCCUCACGGAGGGGAGACCUCAAUCAGGAUGGUGUUCAACGUGGUUUACCCCAUGGCUCCAGACCAGAGGCGCCACGUCAGCAUCAACUCUGCCCGCUGGCUGCCGGAUCCUGGGAUGGGUCUGGCUUAUGGAACCAACAAAGGAGACCUGGUCAUCUGCCGGCCUGUGUUUUAUCGAAGCGAUGGUGAGAGCCCUGCAGAGUCAAGCAGUGAACCUUUAUUCUCCGUCAACAACAGUGGAACCAGCCGGACUCGAGGUUCUGACAGAGCAGGGCCAAAUCGCUCUGGGUGGAGACUGGACAGAGACAUGGGUCUGAUGAAUGCCAUUGGUCUUCAGCCGCGACACCCCGCCCCCUCAGUGACAUCACAGGGAACCCAGACACCAAUCGUGCAGCUGCAGAACGCCGAGACGCAAACAGAGAGGGACCUAUCAGAGCCCGGCGUCUCCCAGCCAGCACUCAAUGUUCCUGCUGAGACUCCGUCCACGAGUCGAGCGGCUCCGGGACAGUCGGAGGCGUCUCAGACCGGCAGAGCGCAGAACAGCAGCCAGGGCGAAGCGUCAGCCGAGGCCAACACAUCCACAGCGAGUACUGGGGAGUCUCCAGACUUUGGCUCGGGUGAAGACGCUCUGGCACGAAUCCGCUGGCUGAUCGCUGAAGGCGGCAUGACGGCGGUGGUUCAGCGGGAGCAGAGCACCACCAUGGCCUCCAUGGGCGGCUUCGGAAACAACAUCAUCGUCAGCCAUCGCAUCCACCGCGGCUCCCAAACGGGCACGGGGGCCUCCAGACCGGCAGCUGACCCCACCGUGACGGCCCCCUCCACCUCAGGUCCUCUCCUCGUCACCCACACCCAAACCUACGCUCCUCGCCAGGCUUCCAACCUGUCUGAACGGCUCGCUCCCAUGUGGGGCCCCCAGGCCAUGCCGAGCCCCCCGCCCGCCGGCAUCUCUUUGGUGGACAUGGACGAGUUGCUCGACGAGGUGCGAACGGACGACGACUCCCUGCCGGGUCCCUCUUCUUCCGCCCUGCUGUUGUCUUCCCCCUCUUCCUCCUCCUCCUCCUCCUCUGCUCACAGCCCCCUUCCCACCGGUGGGGUCGGCCCUCUCAACAGUUACCCCGGCGACCCGUACAGCAGGUAGUCCCCCCGUUGGCCAAGAGAAGCGGAGCGUCGGCCAGUGGGUUUAGCAGAGGGCGUUCCUCAAAGCCUUAUCUCACAAAGAAAUGGGUGCUGCUUUGACUCCACAUGGGGUCUCCUGCCUGGAAAAGAAGGGACACAAGAACCCCACCUCACCCCUCCUCCCCCUUGAACCAUCAGUGGCAUCAGUGUGCACUUCCUCUGCGCUUACACAAAAUGGACUGAAGCCGAACCGCGACCAUUCCUCGUCAGAAAGGGCUUGUACUUGAACAGGGGCCGCUUAACGCUGAGCUCCUCGCCGCCCGUUUCUCUACUGUCAGUACUGUCAGUAUCAGCGCGAUGGACGACAGGGUUCCCGUUUAUCAAAGUGCCACGGCCGAGGGGGGUCUCACACACUUUUACUCCAACGUGCUGCAUUCGGUGCCAUGUGAUGUUGACAUUUGACGUGAAAUCGUGUGUGAUUGAAGUGUUUCAAAGUGAAUUCAGCACUACUUUAUUUUGAAGCCUGGUUUUGUACUGUGUGUAAUUAUGAUGUUUGAAAAGAAGAAACGGAGGCUGGACUGUGCGGUUACUGGAGGAUGUUACUGAGUCCCACCACGAGGAAAACCAUUCGUCGAUGACUGAACGGACACCUGAGACCGAAUGAACUCGAUCCACUGCAUGUCUCUCAGUAAUGCUGCAGUUCAUCCAACAAACACUUUUUUUAAGACUGAAGAGGAGAAGAACAAUUUCCUGAUUUUUUUUUUUUUUUUUUUUUUUUGGCGGGUGGGGAUUCAUCAUGCCCUGCUCCAGACACCCACCCUUCUAAAACCCCACCCAGUCCAGUUGCACUAAAGUGUGUGUGAUGCUAGUGAGUGUGUGUGUAAGAGUAUCAUGUGACCACGUUCAUCAUCUGUGAGCAGGCCUGGGUUUAAAACACCACGGUUCCUCUCUAAUCUUGACUCUAUUCUCUCCAUUAAUUGUUUGGUGUAUAAAUGAUGUUUAAAGUGCUCAGUGCUGGUGAUGAUCUGAGAAGUCUAAAACUUAAGAUAUUUAAUGUAACAAUUAAAAAACCAGGAACUGUUCACGUUUUCGGAGCGCUGCAGAGCUUUGGAGGUGUGCAGACGUCUGCCUUCUCUUCACUGUAGUGGAAUUGGAUGACUCUUCACUGUCGCAGCUCGACAGCAGAAAUCACGAGCCGGUUACUCGAGAUAAUCCACGCAGCGUGUUCUGAGCAGUUUCACGUAGGAACUGUUUUCUCUGUGUAUCGCCACGCAGAGCGCUGAGCGGCUCGCUGCCUAAGCGAACGUUACAGCGGCGGCAGCACACACCUGAUGUCGUCACCUUGCACUGACGUGAUGGUUUGUUUCAGACCUUCUGAUGCUUCAUAGACCAAACAGUUAAUUGAGAAAGCAAUCGGCUGAUGUCAGUUUGUUGGCGUUAGCCUGACCUUUUCUGCUGUCCUGAUUCUGGAUUCUGUUGUUGCAUCACAUCGGCCUUCACUGUGCUCAGUUCUGUCGUAUCGUUCGCGAUAAUGCAGUCAUGCUAAUGUUCACAUGACAGACUUGAUGCUCACUGAUCACGUGACUGAAGCGGGACACCAGUGGCUGCCUGGCGCUGAACAGAUUCAAGGACGGCGCUGAUCUAAAUCAGAUCUCGUGUUCAGGCUAACAUGUUCAUCACGCUGUGAUACACACACAUUCACUGUUGGUGUGAACACGCUGACAAGAAGGAAACUUUAUCCCCACAGUUACGAGCUUGUUGUUCACAUUUGAAAAUGUUCGACGGAGAGAAGCGCUGAAGUCAAAUCUGCUCACAAAACAUCUGAACGUGUGUGUGUGGUGAGGAGGACACUGUCUCUGUCCUCUCUGUCUCUUUUCCACUGCAGGAACUGAAACCGGUCAGAACCUGAACCCUCUGGGCUCCAUUUUGUUUGACAGUGAAGCUGACUCCAGACCAGCUGUCCAGAGCCAGCGGAGUCCUCCUGGACUGUCUGCUUCGCACUGUAGCGUAGCCGCAAUGUUUGUACAGUCGGCUUCGCGACGAUCGACGGGCCGGUCGGAGUGUUUUCGUGUUUAGCUGAGUCGACGUGUUCAGUUGGCCAGUGGAAACGCGGCUGCGCUCUGCGUCUCAGUGUGGACUUGAGCUGCAGUGAUUAGUUGCUGUUUUGGUGAUCCGGUCGUUUCAGUCAAAAUGUGCUGCUUUUCUGUGUCAGUUCUGUCAGUAGCAAAGAAGCUGUUGGGUUUUGGACGUUUGCUUGGACAGAAGACAUUUGAAGGUGUCGCGUCAGGGUCCAGGAAGCUGAUGAGCGUCGUCAUCGUUUCCUGACUGGAGGAUUAAUUAUGAAAAUAGUGAGCGCAUUAAUCGAUGAUGAAAAAAGCGUUUGAUUGGAUACGCUGCUGUGUGUCCUCCUGAUGUUUACUUUGUCACACAACAGAACACAAAGUGCAUGAAGCGUCACUGCCACACACUGUUUGUCGUCGCUCUGAUAAAUAUUUAUUACCCACAUCAGAGCCGUGACAUCACGCCCACUUUGUGACGCAGAAAUGCCUUCAGAUUAUAAAAUACGGACGCUGGAGUAUGAAAAUAGUAAUAAUAAAGUUCACUACUGGAAAUGUUAGAGGUUAUUCCCCAAGCUAACAAAUCUGCACUUGACAGGCAGCUGCAGGGCAGCCGCUUGAUUUGUUCCUGAAGGGAAGCAAAAGCAGAACAGAGAAAUUAGAGCUCGUCAAGUUCCUGUGGUGGAAAAAGUCUGUGAUUGGUGCGUCCAUACUGACCCCACCUGCUUCACCUGACCCCGCCCAGUCCAUCUAACCUCACCUGCUCCACCUGACCCCGCCUGCCCCUCCUGACCCCACCCACUCCACCUAACCCCACCUGCUCCACCUAACCUCACCUGCUCCUCCUGACCCCACCUGUCCCUCCUGACCCCACCUGUCCCUCCUGACCCCACCCACUCCACCUAACCCCACCUGCUCCACCUGACCCAGCCCGCUCCACCUAACCUCACCUGCUCCUCCUGACCCCACCUGCCCCUCCUAACCCCACCUGCUGCUCCUGACCCUGCCUGCCCCUCCUGACCCUGCCUGUUCCUCCCUGACUCCACCCACUCCUCCUGACUCCACCCACCUCUCCUCUCCUGCAGACAAAAACUUGAAACCUUUUGAUCAAGUGCUACUUUUCCUUUCCAGCCUGUGUGAGACUGUACAGCCACCAACGCUCUGCUGCUUUUAGUUUGUUUUUUAUUCCACGUGCUUAGACACACAGCUGCACAGCGGAUUAUGUACUGAUAGUGUUUGUGUAUGUUAUAGUGGCAUGUGUGUGUGUGUGUGUGUGUGUGUGUGUGUGUCGGGGGGUUAACGGACCUAUGAAAACCAAGAUGUGGACGAGGAGGCGCCCUGACUGGAGCCGUGCAGGGACACCGUGUGAUUGGAGGCAGAGCUGUUUACUUUUUGUUUUUUUAUUUUGUUUGAGCAGGUUAGUCCAGGUGAGAUCAGGGAUCUCGUUUCCGUGUGACAGUCAAACGCAGCAGGUGACAGACUGAUCUGAAUGCUCCUCCUGGCUUUACUUGAUUAAUGAACAUUUUAAAAACAGUUUGUCUGGCAGACCUCAUGUCUGUUUUGUGUGUGUGUGUGUGUGUGUGUGUGUGUGUGUCGGGGUUACCGGGGGGCGACUUCCGCCCCUCCUCUCCUGUGUACGAUGAGCACCACCAUAUUCAACAAUGCAACUGGUCAGUAAGAAAGGUACAACAUCACACGAUUCCCUCUGCUGCGUCCGUUUGUACAGCUCGAUUCUUUGCUUUGACUUUUAGACGUGAUGUAAUUAAAGACUUGGAGAGUUUUUCUGUGAUCGAAUGAA
This is a messenger RNA of Scatophagus argus, 8658 nucleotides long. RefSeq names its product autophagy/beclin-1 regulator 1b (gene ambra1b). The record is from RefSeq and is a predicted model, not a curated record. Gene Ontology annotation, cellular component: intracellular membrane-bounded organelle. The transcript is spliced from 19 exons. Gene Ontology annotation, biological process: autophagy. The coding region runs from base 662 to 4825 and encodes 1387 amino acids. Lineage: Eukaryota; Metazoa; Chordata; Actinopteri; Scatophagidae. Gene Ontology annotation, molecular function: protein binding.